Messenger RNA from Apis florea (little honeybee), 2059 nucleotides. RefSeq names its product carboxylic ester hydrolase. The record is from RefSeq and is a predicted model, not a curated record. NCBI's taxonomy places the organism in Eukaryota, Metazoa, Arthropoda, Insecta, Hymenoptera, Apidae.
CGAGACAGUCGUGGUUUUACCUUGGUAGAUCGCACACGCGUUUCUCUCUGACCAUACCAAUAUCGAAAUUUCUUGUGUAAAUACUGACAUUGUACGUUUUAAGUAGACAAUUUUUUCGCUCUCUUACAAAUGACACAAUAUCGAAGAAUCCUAAUUUUUUGCUUGAGCUGUAUAUGCUUUUUUGAGUAUGUCGCAACUGAUGAGCUGAUAGUAAAAAUAAAAAAUGGUACUUUAUCGGGUUUGACUUUGAAAACUAGAAAAGGUAGAGAAAUUGCCGCCUUUCGGGGUAUACCAUAUGCGCUUCCACCUCUUGAAAAAUUAAGAUUUGAGCCACCGAAACCAGCAACAGCCUGGAAUGGUGUGCGAUCAGCUAAAGAAGACGCCGACAUAUGCACACAAAGGAACAUAUACACUAAUCAAGAAGAGAUCGUUGGUGAUGAGGAUUGCCUCUAUUUGAAUGUCUACACGCCAAAAUUACCUACUAAGAAUGAUAAAUUAAAGGGAGGAUAUCCGGUUAUGAUUUGGUUUCAUGGCUGUGGAUGGAUUUGUGGUGCUGGUCAUUCGGAAUUUUAUAAUCCCAAAUUUUUAUUAGACCAUGAUCUAAUUCUCGUGACAGUAAAUUACAGACUCGGACCUUUGGGAUUUUUGAGUACGGAAGACACUGUAUGUCCUGGAAAUAAUGGAUUGAAGGAUCAAGUUUUGUCCCUUCGUUGGGUACACGAAAAUAUCGCUGCUUUUGGUGGUGAUCCAAACAGAGUGACCAUCUUCGGAGAGAGCGCCGGUGGCGCUAGUGUGCAUUAUCAUAUGAUAAGUAAUUUGACAAAAGGACUUAUCCACCAAGCGAUCUCUCAAAGUGGUAAUGGCUAUUGUUUAUGGACUUUAACAAGACCAGGUUUAGCGAAAAAAAAGGCCAUGAAGGUUGCUGAACUUCUGGAUUGUCCUUCGAAAGAUUCAAAACAGCUUGUCGAUUGUCUGCGGAAGAAGAAAGCCACUGACAUCAUCGCGACAGAUCGCGCUUUUCAAAUAUUUGGUUAUUGCCCAAUGAUACCCUUUAGACCGGUAAUUGAACCUGUUCAUCCUGGUGCUUUUUUAACCGAAGAUCCAGUAAUUUCUUCGAAACAUGGCCGCCUGUUAGAUAUACCAUGGAUGACAGGAAUUACAUCCGAAGAAGGUUCCCUCGUAGCACCAGCAUUAUAUGGAAGAAACAACGGAGAUUUGAUUAAAAAAUUGAACAAAGAUUUCUUAAAUAUCGCUCCAAUAACGUUAUUAUACGGGGAUACAUGCUCCAAAGAUGAACAGAAACGGGUGGCUUCCGAAAUACGGAAAUUCUAUUUCGACGAUGGCCCGAUUGAUAAUUCAACGCGAUUCAAAGUGAUCGAUAUGUACAGCGACGCCUGGUUCAAUCAUGCAGCUUACACUUCUGUGCGUAAUUAUCUCGCGAAACAAUCCUCUCCCGUGUAUUAUUAUUAUCUCGCAUACAAAGGGAGCGCAUCGUUCAGUAUGAUAUUUGGCGAUCCUCACAACGAUUACGGGGUAUCGCACGCGGAUGAACUUCAAUAUUUGUUCCCUGUCGGUGAACAAUUGUUCAAGAACAUUUCACUGAGCAAGCAAGAUCACAAAAUGGUGGAUAUUAUCACGAGUCUUUGGUACAACUUUGCAAAAUCCGGCAAUCCUACACCCGAAGUGUCACAAGAUAUACCCGUUAAAUGGAAACCCGUGAGAACUCAGGCCCUAGAAUAUCUUCACAUAGGACAAGAUAACAUUAGAAUGUCGGAAAAUCUUAUCUCAGAGAGAAUGAAAUUUUGGGAAAGUUUACCGAUACGAUCGGAUUUGGAUGAUAGCGGGUCAAAAUAUCAUGGAAAAGACGAAUUAUAAGAAAAUGUAAAAAAAAAAAAAACUGCGUUACGACUGUCAUGCGUGAAAAUCAGAAAAUUCAAUUCGCACAGAACAGUGGAUAAAUGGUGUCUCCCCGAUUAUUAUAUGUUAACUUUGUGAAUUUUAAUUUAAAGAAGAAAAAAAAAGAAAAAAAAAAAAACAAAAGUAUACGAAUGAUAUGAUU